Molecule: messenger RNA, 591 nt
Organism: Spinacia oleracea (spinach)
Lineage: Eukaryota; Viridiplantae; Streptophyta; Magnoliopsida; Caryophyllales; Amaranthaceae
Exons: 1
Coding region: 1-591 (196 amino acids)
Source: RefSeq, a predicted model, not a curated record
AUGCCUGAUCAAACAGAUCAAUCCCAGAAUCCUAGUUCUGUUUACUAUCUGAGCAACAGUGAUCUAAAUGCUACAAAAUUGGUGAAUAUUGAAUUUGAGGGACAGUUUUUCAAUGAUUGGAAACGAUCUAUGAUGAUAGCUUUAUCUGCAAGAAACAAAUUGUGUUUUGUUGAUGGAACACUAAAUCAGCCAGCAAUAAAUUCUGCAAACUACAGAUUAUGGUGCAGAUGUAAUGAUUUGGUGAUUUCUUGGAUGUUAGCUUCACUUGAACCUAAAAUAGCAAGAAGUGUCUUGUAUCUCAAGACAGCAAGAGCAAUUUGGCUUGAAUUGGCUGACAGAUUUUGUAGAGAAUCUGGUCCUCAAUUGUUUUCUGUACAGCAUCAGUUGAGUGAGUUAACACAAGAAGAGGAUGAAGGAAUUGCUAUUUUUUACACUAAAAUCAAGCUAUUUUGGGACCAACUGGAUGGAUUAGAACCUCUGCCUACGUGUGUUUGCACUGGUUGUAAUUGUAAUCUCACACAAACAACUUCUGAAAACUCAGCAGAAUCAGAGAUUGAUACAAUUUUUGAUGAAAUUAAACCAGAAAUAUGA